This is a messenger RNA of Penicillium olsonii, 1383 nucleotides long. The record is from the annotation of a GenBank genome assembly. NCBI's taxonomy places the organism in Eukaryota, Fungi, Ascomycota, Eurotiomycetes, Eurotiales, Aspergillaceae.
AUGACAACUGUAUCGAACGAAGAAACGAGGACGGACCGACUGGUCAAAUGGGCUGUGGAUCUGAAGUACAGCGACAUCCCUGACCAUGUGGUCCAACGUACCAAAGACUUCUUCCUAGACACUCUAGGCUGCGCCAUAGCAGGCCGAAAUCAUCCCGCUGUCUCUGCAAUGGUGCGAUUUGCCGCUCAAAUGGGCCCGUCGAGUGGAAAGAGUGAGCUGAUCGAUAGCUCUCACAAUCUCACCACCAGUCCGCCGUUUGCCAGUCUAAUCAAUGCGGCUGCAUCCCAUGUUGUGGAACAGGAUGACCUGCACAACCGAAGCAUCAUGCAUCCAGCAACUGUUAUUUUCCCGGCGGCUCUUGCAGUAGCUCAGGAUGUUGGCGCUAACGGACAGGAGUUCAUCACCGCCUGUGUCGUUGGAUACGAGGUCGGUUGCCGUGUUGGUGAAUAUCUGGGAAAGAGUCACUAUGAGAAAUUCCACAGCACUGCCACGGGUGGAGUGAUCGGAGUGGCAGCCGCGGUGUCUCAUCUACUCAAACUCGAUGCUAGCCAGACACUUUCAGCCGUGGGCACAGCAGGCACACAAGCUGCGGGUCUGUGGCAGUUCCUGAUGGACGCAACCCACUCAAAGCAAGUACAUACCGCCAAGGCCUGCUUUGACGGCAUAUUCGCUGCCUACAGUGCCCGGGAUGGUCUUUUAGGACCGCGAGAUAUUUUAGAGGGACCCCGUGCGAUGGGUGCGGCGCUCGUGCCUGGAAAAGCGAAUCCAGAAUCAAUUGAUCGGAAUCUGGGUCUGGAGUAUGCUGUUGUCCGCUCGAGCUUCAAGUGGCAUGCUUCCUGUCGACACACCCAUCCCAGUGUCGAUGCGCUGCUUAAUCUGAUGUCGAAGAGCGGUAUCGGGUUUGAUGAUAUUGAUUCCAUUCGUGUCCCUACGUAUCAGGCUGCGAUUAAUGUGCUGAGCUUGAGUGGAGAGGGUGAUACGGUUCACCAGAGUAAAUUCUCGAUGGGUUUCGUGCUGGCUAUUGCAGCAAAAAAGGGGCAAGCUAUGAUCACUGACUUCACAGAAGAGGAUUUGAAAGAUCCUUCACUGCGUGCUUUCCAAAAGAGAGUCAAAAUGGAGUUUGAUGCGGAACUAGACGCUCAUUUCCCGGAGAAGUGGCAGGGGACUGUCAUUGUUACUUGUAAGUCUGGAAAGACUUAUAGGGAAUCGGUUGAGUUUGCGAAAGGAGAUCCAGAGCUUCCUCUGACGCGAUCUGAGAUCGAAGCAAAGACCCGUGCACUGGCCAGUUACGGCGGGAUCGCCGAUACGGGCACGGUCGACUCGUUGAUCAAGAGAGCAUGGAACCUGGAGCAUGAGUCGGACGUUCGAGGAUUUGUCUUUUGA